Oryza sativa Japonica Group (Japanese rice) is the source of this 1188-nucleotide messenger RNA. NCBI's taxonomy places the organism in Eukaryota, Viridiplantae, Streptophyta, Magnoliopsida, Poales, Poaceae. The record is from RefSeq and is a predicted model, not a curated record.
CUCGACCGACGCGCGCUGUAUAACAACCCGGCCCCGCCGCCACUCCAUCCCCGACUCACCCAACCAACCAAUCCCCGACUCCCACGCCUCUCUCUGCUGCUCUCCCUUGCCCCCGAAUGGCGAUACUGCCGCCGGCUGCGGCUGCGGCUGCGGCGGAGGACGUCCUCUCGCUGUACGACGCGUGCUGGUUCCGCCGCCUCGUGCUCCUCUCGCCCUCUUCUCCUGCUGCUGUUGCUGCGGACGUCGCGCCUGCCUCUCCGCCGGUGGCGUCGCAGCGGGAGGAGGAGGAGGAGGAGGAGGAGGAGGAGGAGAGGGAGGUGAAGAGAUCUCCGCCGGGGACGCUGCGGCACCGGCGGACGCGGAGCGACGAGGCGGCGACGGCGGCGUUGGACGGCCUCGAGCCGCUCAGGAUCCCGAACGGCCACCGGGCCAGGCUCGAGACGAUCCUGUCCGGGAAGGACGGGCUGGCGGCCGCCUUGCCGCAGCCUCAGCCGAUGGCGGAGCGGAGGAGGGCGGCGGUGCGGCGGCCCGGGGGGAGGCGGCGGCGGCAGCGGCGCGGGCGGAGCAUGUCGGAGCUGGAGUUCGAGGAGGUGAAGGGGCUGCAAGACCUCGGGUUCACCUUCUCCGAGGACGACGUCGACGCCGAGCUCGCCUCCAUCGUGCCUGGGCUCCGGCGGCGGCGCUCCGACGAGGACGACGCCAGAGAGGCCCCGGCUGCCGCGGCGGCGUCCGCCGAGGAGGAAGCAGCCAGCAGUCGCCGGAUCGGCUCUGCUCCGGCCGGCACCUCAUCGUCGUUCUCCUCGGCGCCGAGGAGGCCGUACCUGUCGGAGGCGUGGGACGAUGAGGAGGAGGAGAUGAGGAGGAUGCUGCGCAACUGGAGGAUCCCGCCGGCCGGCGACGGCGACGGCGCCGACCUCAAGGAGCAACUCCGCCUCUGGGCCCACACCGUUGCCUCUGCCGUCCGGUGAUGGUUUCCCCUUUCGUCAGUUUUGACCAACCACUCCGACACUCUGUUCAUUAAUUACUCAAAAUAUCACAACUGUAAAUAUUCCUCGAUGUUAUAAACUCAAAAUGUAUAGUGUAAAUAUCACGAGUUAGUGUAAUUUCUUUGCUUUUGGUUCAUAUAUAUCACGAAAUGUAUGUAAUUCAUUGAGAAAAAAGAAUAAGAAGGUCCUGUUUAGUUCUAAA